AUGCACAAAGCACUUGACUCGACUUUGCGGCCGGGCGGAGCCUGGCGCUGCAGAAAGAGGCGACCGCCGCAGUCUCGCGGACGUGACUACGGGGUGAACUCUCCACAGGGAGGCCCGAAUCCACAAAUACCUGGAUAUGGAGGUGGAGGCCGACAGCGGGGGAUGCCGGCUCCGAAGCCAGCGCGCGGAGAUCAGGUUCAGGUUAGAAGGCCACGGAGCCGUUCGCGCAGAAACAGCCCUGGUGCACUCACGGCGCUUGCGCCUCUCGUCGCCCCGCCCCCGACCGGGAAGCUGGGGGAGCCGCGGGGCCGAAGGCGUGCGCGCACCGAGACCCCGUCCCCGUCGCUAACUCCGUGGCUGCGCGCUCUGGGAGCGGCGGGAAGCGUAUGCAGGCUGUCCACCCUCAUUUCAUCCAGGCGCGCUCCUCUACGGUGCACAUUCUCCAGCGCCCUGGCUGCCCCGGCCGUGGUCCUGGCGGUCCGGGUGGUGGCCUGGCUGCUCCUCUGGGAGGCGGCUGGGCGCACCUGCACGUCCGCCGCAGCCCUCACCGACGCGGGCACAAGGGCCACUUGUUCUGAAAUUAUUUUGCGGCAAGAAGUUUUGAAAGAUGGUUUCCACAGAGACCUUUUAAUAAAAGUGAAAUUUGGAGAAAGCAUUGAGGACUUACAGACCUGCCGACUCCUAAUUAAACAGUACAUUCCAACAGGACUUUUUGUGGAUCCAUAUGAAUUGGCUUCAUUACGAGAGAGAAAUAUAACGGAGGCAGUGAUGGUUUCAGAAGAUUUUAAUAUAGAAGCUCCCAACUAUUUGUCCAAGGCAUCUGAAGUUCUCAUUUAUGCCAGACAAGAUUCACAGUGCAUUGAUUGUUUCCAAGCUUUUUUGCCUGUGCACUACCGCUACCAUCGGCCACAUAGUGAAGAUGGAGAAACCUUUAUUGUGGUCAAUAACCCUGAUUUACUGAUGUAUUGUGACCAAGAGUUUCCAAUUUUGAAAUGCUGGGCUCAGUCAAAAGUGGCAGCUCCUUGUGCUUUGAAGAAUAAGGAUAUUUGCCAGUGGAACAAUAUGAAAUAUAAAUCAGUAUAUAAGAAUGUGACUCUACAGGUUCCAGUGGGACUGACUAUACAUACCUCUUUAGUAUGUUCUGUGACUCUGCUUAUUACCAUCCUGUGUUCUACUUUGAUCCUUUUGGCUGUUUUCAAAUAUGGCCAUUUUCCCCUAUAAGUUUUAUGCAAUUAAAUGCUUUCUAUAAACCCAAAUAAGACCUAAUCAUUUGUGACUAGAAGUGUUCUUCUAGAAUUGUCAUUACUUUUGUCUUUUGUCUUCAUUUUUGGAUAAACAUGUUUACUGGAGGAAAUUUUGGAUCAUUCUCAGCUAAUUCCAAAAUUUAGUGCUCUGUUGUGUAGACCUUUGAUAAUCUUCAAGCAUCUAGUGCCAGUAGAGGAGACUUAAUUCUGUUAAAUUACUAUUUAUUUUGUGAGAAGUGACUUUAUCUUUAUUUGGGUUACAAAAAUGAGUACUUUAUCUAUUAGAGACAAAUUAUUCUCAUUUUAUGAAUAGAAACAUUUCAAUUUAAGCUAAAAAUUGAGAAAAAUCAUUAUAAAUAAGAA
Messenger RNA from Molossus molossus (Pallas's mastiff bat), 1607 nucleotides. It is a transcript of the gene PIGX, whose product is annotated as phosphatidylinositol glycan anchor biosynthesis class X. The record is from RefSeq and is a predicted model, not a curated record. Gene Ontology annotation, biological process: GPI anchor biosynthetic process. The coding region runs from base 1 to 1221 and encodes 406 amino acids. The transcript has 7 exons. Lineage: Eukaryota; Metazoa; Chordata; Mammalia; Chiroptera; Molossidae. Gene Ontology annotation, cellular component: endoplasmic reticulum membrane.